Meloidogyne enterolobii is the source of this 2154-nucleotide messenger RNA. Lineage: Eukaryota; Metazoa; Nematoda; Chromadorea; Rhabditida; Meloidogynidae. The record is from the annotation of a GenBank genome assembly.
AUGCAGUCAGCUGAAAUUUUAUCGUUUUUUUUUUUUGUAUUUUCAGGAUUUACAAUGUAUUCCAUUCUUUCCCUUCUUAAUUUUCGUCUAAUUUCUAACAAUUCUUCAAAUCUGUGCUUUAUACGACAGUCACAUUCGAAUCGGAUCAAAAAAGUUUUGAUUGCCAACAGAGGCGAAAUUGCUGUCAGGACUGUCGCAGUCUAUUCCGACGUCGAUGCAAAUUCUUUGCAUGCCUCCCUUGCGGACUCUUUUUAUCGGAUUGGCCCAGCAACUCCCUCACAAAGCUACCUUAAUAGUGACAAAAUUAUUGAAAUUGCCAAACUUGCCCAGGCCGAUUCAAUUCACCCUGGUUAUGGAUUUCUAAGCGAAAACUCCCACUUUGCUCAACUCUGUGCCUCAAACAACAUUAUUUUUAUUGGCCCUCCACCUUCAGCAAUAUAUGAUAUGGGAAUGAAAAACAAAGCAAAACAAAUAAUGAUUGAGGCUGGAGUUCCGGUCAUUCAAGGAUAUAAUGGCACAAAUCAAGAGGAAGAAAAUUUGUUGGAAGAGGCAAAACAAAUAGGCUUUCCUGUUAUGAUGAAGGCUGUUUGUGGGGGCGGAGGCAAAGGAAUGCGUAUAGUCUGGUCAGAAAAGGAUUUUCUCGAAUCGUUGGAAUCGGCCCGUUCUGAAGCUCAAAAAUCGUUUGGCAACACAGACAUGAUUUUCGAGAAGUUUGUUACUAGGCCUAGACAUGUGGAGGUCCAAAUUUUUGGUGAUAUGCACGGAAAUUAUGUUUAUCUUUGGGAAAGAGAUUGCAGCAUUCAACGUAGACAUCAAAAAAUUAUUGAGGAAGCGCCUGCUCACGGUUUGUCUUUUGAGACUCGUCAUUGGCUUGGACGUACAGCUGUAAACGCCGCGGCCGCAGUGAAGUAUGUUGGUGCUGGGACUGUUGAAUUUAUUUUUGACACGGAAUCCGAGCAAUUCUAUUUUAUGGAAAUGAAUACUCGCCUUCAAGUAGAACAUCCUGUGACUGAGGCGAUCACCAAUCUAGAUUUGGUAGAAUGGCAAUUUCGAGUAGCUGCUGGUGAACAUCUUCCAAUGAAACAAGAAGAAAUUAAAUUAAUUGACCAUGCCAUUGAAGCCCGAAUUUAUGCAGAAGACAGUAGCGCAAAUUUUAUGCCAACAGCAGGCACUCUCGAGUAUCUACAAUUCCCUAAAAAUGUUCGUGUUGACUCUGGCAUAAGACAAGGAGAUGAAGUGACUGUUUUUUAUGACCCAAUGAUUGCAAAAAUUAUUGCAAAAGGAAAAACGAGAGAAGAAGCAAUUUUUAAAUUGGAAAAUGCUUUAAAUCAAACACAAAUUGGAGGAAUUUUUAAUAAUGUUGAAUUUGUUCGGAGUUGUUUAAAACAUGAAAAAUUCUUGUCUGGUGAUUUAUACACUGAUUUUAUACCUGAACAUAUUAAUGAAUUGAUGCCGAUGAAGAAGGAAAAUGAUUUUUAUGUUCUUUUGGAAUCGGCAAUUGCUUUUGUGUUGUUGGAUACACCAAAUUCUUCAACAACUUCAAAUCCUUUUCUUUUACUCCCCUAUUUUCGCCUUAAUCAAAAAGCAAAAAGAACAAUUAAUUUAGGCAGCAAAACAUUAAAUGUUGAAAUUUUGGGAAAUAAUAAAUAUAAAAUUGAAGGAAAUUUGGAAAAUGAAGAAAGUGGAAAGAUAGAAGAAGAAAUAUUAAUUUCAGAAAUUAAUAAAUUUAAAACUUCAAAAACUUUUAAAAAUGGAAUUGAAUUUAAAAUUGAAUUGAUAUCUAAAGGAUGUAAAAGAUGGAAAUGUAAAGCUGUUAAAAUGAAUGAAAAAAUUGCGGUUUUUGGUUCUGGACAUUCUACUUGGAAUUCUAUUUCUUUAGAUGAAGAGAUUUUUGACUCGGAAGAAUUUUUAGGAACAUCAAUAAUUGAUGGAAACCCAAAAUCUCCAAUGCCUGGAAUUGUUGAAAAAUUGCUUGUAAAUGUUGGGGAUAAAGUAGAAAAAAAUCAAAGUUUAGUAGCCUUGAAUGCUAUGAAAAUGGAAUAUUUAAUUAGAGCACCAUUUGACGCAAUUGUGGAUUCAAUAAAUUGUUCUAUUGGACAAAGCGUUCCAAAAAACUUUUGUUUGGUUAAUCUUAAAAAGAUUGAAGAAGAAUAA